Molecule: messenger RNA, 615 nt
Organism: Recurvomyces mirabilis
Lineage: Eukaryota; Fungi; Ascomycota; Dothideomycetes; Mycosphaerellales; Teratosphaeriaceae
Exons: 2
Coding region: 1-615 (204 amino acids)
Source: RefSeq, a predicted model, not a curated record
AUGUGUUGGAACAAGAAGUUCUUACUCGUCACUGAGCUCGACGUGACCGAGAGCUUCGCCAAAGCCGCGCUGAUGGAGCUGUCCGCGCACGCCGAGAUGAGGCUCGACGACAUCCAAAUGGUAGCGCCAGGUGUCAAAGCCAUGCCGAAGGAAGAGCAGAUUGACUGGUGUGCGCUAGCGGACGAGCUGCAGACGUCGUGCGCCAUCAAGGAUGCCAUCGAGGAGGCCGCGAGCUCCUUCGCCCACCUCACAGCAGAGACCUGCACCAUGCAGCCGCUAACGCUGAUGUCCGAGCUGGAACGCCUGAAAGCCCGGCACCAGGACUUCUUGAUCUUACGUCCGACCGGCUACCAUGAGAACGGAAUCAUGUCCGGCGUCCACAUCCCGCUGUCUUCACAACACUUGGACCAGCUCCUGUACGACUCUGCCCCAGAUGAGAUCCGCGGUGAAGCCUUGAAAACUGCCCGUCUGCAGCGAGACCGGGUUGCUACCGCAGUGGCCGGUGGUUGGCUUGCCGGUGGAUCCUUCGACAGCCGGAUAUGGUGGGGAGAUCAAAUGAGGAACAUCUACUUUGUGCCGUUGUUGGAACGUGCUGACGAGCGACCAGCUGCCUAG